This is a messenger RNA of Eimeria tenella, 1320 nucleotides long. RefSeq lists its product as uncharacterized. Lineage: Eukaryota; Apicomplexa; Conoidasida; Eucoccidiorida; Eimeriidae. Bases 1 to 1320 code for a protein of 439 amino acids. The transcript is spliced from 5 exons. The record is from RefSeq and is a predicted model, not a curated record.
AUGAAGACAGAGGGAAUUGUAGCAGCAACAGUCGGGGACAUGUGUCUCUGUGAGGGCCUCCUAGGGGCCCGGCUAGGCGACGCUGUGCUGCUGGAGGGGCCCCCCGGGGGGCCCCCCAUUUUGGGUUUAGUAAUGGAGAUAAGAAAAAGGCACACAGUGGUGGGGCUGCUGCAGCAGUUCCCUGCUGCUGCUGCUGCUGCUGCAGCGGAAGCAGCAGCAGAAGCAGCAACAGGGCGGGACGGAGAGCCACGCACUUGCAGCGUGCAGAAAAUGCUGCAGCAGCUGCAGCAGCAGCAACCGCAGCAGCAGCAGCAUGCUGUCCCUGCGGAGAGCACUUGUCGCCUUGCUGCCCCUGUGUGCAGCAGCAGCAGCAGCAGCGCCAGCAGCAGCAGCAGCAGCAGUGUCAAGGCGCUGUGGGAGGAAUCUGGUGUCUCUGUGGAGCUGCUGUCGCCGGCUGAUGCGCUGCUGCUGCUGCAGCAGCAAGCAGCUGCAGCAGCAACAUCAGCAGCAACAGGACUGGGGCGGCCCCGUGCGGCGUUGCAGACUUGGCGCCUCCACGGGCAGCAGCAGCAGCAACAGAAGCAGCAGCAGCAGGCCCAAAGCAGCAGCAGCAGCAGCAGCAAGGAACUGGGAGAUUUGCUGCUGCUCACUGGGCCCCCAAGUGCAGCAAAAAGCAAUUUGCUCCAGCAGACCUUGGCUUCCUGGCUGCAGCAGCUGUCUGCUGCUGCAGCAGCAGCAGCAGCAGCAGAGACCCCAGGGGCGGUGCUGGUGCUGCUUGGUGCUUCGCCUUUGAACGCCCAGCAGCAGCUGCUGCAGCUGCGGAGGGCGUUUGCUGCAGCGCAGCAGCAGCAGCAGCAGCAGCGGCAGCAGCAGACACAGCUGAAAGUGCUGUACGUACACACGACAGCAGCAGCAGCAGCAACUCCAGUUUCUAACUUUGCUGCUCCGCUGCUGGGGCUCCGUCUCGCGCAGGCACUUCAGCGCAGCAGCAGCAGCAGCAGCAACAGCAACAGCAGCAGCAGCGGCUCCGCGGUGGUGUUCGUCGUUGAUGGUCUGGAGGCUCACGAGGCAGCAGCAGCAGCUGCUGCAGCGCAGCAGCAGCACUUCCCUCUAUAUAUGGAAUUCUUGCAUGCGACGAGCAGCAAACAGCAGCAGCAGCAGCAGCUGCGCAGCAGCAGCAGCAGCAGCAGAGCAGGCUCAUGCCCCUUACCCGCAUCUUCUCCAUUCAUACUGAAGAUGCUGCAGCAGCAACAGCAGCAACAGCAGCAACAGCAGCAGCAGGCACCACGUGCCCAGGUGCUACUGCUGCUGCUGCUCUAG